AUGGUCCGCAACAUUGUCCUGCUCGGCGGCAACUCGCACCCGCAUCUGACGGAGAGCGUCUGCAACAUCCUCUGCAUCCCGCCCGGCGACCGCAUCCUCGGCAAGUUCUCGGGCGGCGAGAGCCGUUGCGAGAUCAAGGACUCGGUUCGCGGCAAAGAUGUCUACAUCAUCCAGUCCGGCUCCGGCUGCGUCAAUGACAACCUCAUUGACCUGUGUAUCAUGAUCUCGGCCUGCAAGACGGGCUCGGCAAAGCGCGUCACCGCCGUCAUCCCCCUCUUCCCCUACUCGCGACAGCCCGACUGGCCCUACAACAAGACGGGCGCCCCGCUGUCCAAGUCCUCCGACGCCCAUUUCGCAAAGGACUACACCUUUGAGAGCGUGCCGGCCACGCCUCGCCCCGGCGUCCCCCGCACCAACGGCCUCGGCAUCGCAAACGGCGCCCACAGCCUUGCCGAGAAGCUGUCCAAGAGCGUCAUCGCCGAGGACGCCCCGGCCGAGUCCAGCUUGCCCAAGCGUUCUGACACCCUCUCCAGCGUCGGCUCCAACGGCCGCCCCGCCUCCUCGCUCACAAACUUCACCACGCACGACUACGAGAACCCCAGCAGCAUCUCCGCCUUUCAGCCCAAGCCCGGCUACAAGCAAUGGGUUGCGCAGGCCGGCACCCUCAUCGCCGAUCUCCUCACCUGCGCCGGCGCCGACCACAUCAUCACCAUGGACCUCCACGACCCCCAGUACCAGGGCUUUUUCGACGUCCCCGUCGACAACCUCUACGGCAAGCCCCUGCUGCAAAAUUACAUCAUGAAGCACAUUCCCGACUACAAGGAGGCUGUCGUCGUCUCUCCCGACGCCGGCGGCGCCAAGCGAGCCACGGCCAUUGCCGACGACCUUGACAUUGAGUUUGCUCUCAUCCACAAGGAACGCCGUCCCAUCAAGUUUACCGAACAGCGCAACGCCAGCAUGAUGCUCGUUGGCGACAUUGCCGACCGCGUCUGCAUCCUCGUUGACGAUCUUGCGGAUACCGCAAACACCAUCACUCGCGCCGCCAAGCUGCUCAAGCGCGAGGGCGCAACUCGUGUCUACGCCCUCCUUACCCACGGCAUCUUCAGCGGAGAUGCCAUCCCGCGCCUCAACGCCUCGGCCAUUGACAAGAUCAUUGUCACCAACUCGGUCCCCCAGGAAGAGCACCGCCGCCUGUGCCCCAAAUUGGAGGUUCUGGAUAUAGCCCCCGUCUUUGCCGAGGCCAUCCGCCGCGUCCACCACGGCGAGUCCAUCAGCAGGCUUUUCCAGCACGGCUAA
This is a messenger RNA of Hirsutella rhossiliensis, 1296 nucleotides long. RefSeq names its product phosphoribosyl synthetase-associated domain-containing protein. Lineage: Eukaryota; Fungi; Ascomycota; Sordariomycetes; Hypocreales; Ophiocordycipitaceae. Gene Ontology annotation, biological process: 5-phosphoribose 1-diphosphate biosynthetic process; purine nucleotide biosynthetic process. The transcript has 2 exons. Gene Ontology annotation, molecular function: magnesium ion binding; ribose phosphate diphosphokinase activity. The record is from RefSeq and is a predicted model, not a curated record. Gene Ontology annotation, cellular component: ribose phosphate diphosphokinase complex; cytoplasm. The coding region runs from base 1 to 1296 and encodes 431 amino acids.